Messenger RNA from Wyeomyia smithii (pitcher-plant mosquito), 2446 nucleotides. RefSeq names its product facilitated trehalose transporter Tret1 (gene nebu). The record is from RefSeq and is a predicted model, not a curated record. Gene Ontology annotation, biological process: carbohydrate transport; transmembrane transport. Bases 606 to 2048 code for a protein of 480 amino acids. The transcript is spliced from 3 exons. Gene Ontology annotation, cellular component: membrane. NCBI's taxonomy places the organism in Eukaryota, Metazoa, Arthropoda, Insecta, Diptera, Culicidae. Gene Ontology annotation, molecular function: sugar transmembrane transporter activity.
UCGUCCCGUUAGUCUAGAUAAUAUACUUGCUCGACUUGGUUGUGAUCUGAAUUUCGACAACACAGUGUGUACGACGCUACGCACAAAAACUAACACCGCGGGAUUACGGAUUAAGAACUCUCUCUCCACUUACUCUCCACUCCAGUGCCAGUCCCAAAUGUGUUGAUACGCGCAGCAGUGUAUAGUGAGACUUUCUUCCGUAGGCGAUGACCAAUCUGUGUAUACAGUAAAAUGCCGGACAGAGUGCCCAGCACAGUACUUCUCCGCUCGAUGCAACGAAUUUUGAUAAUGCCAACGAACCAAUCAAGGCGGCAGUAGAGUUUAUCAGUCCCAAUGAAUGGAAACAAUGGACAUUAAAGACGGAAAGCGUAAAACUCUUGCUUCGAUCGGUUGCCGUUGCCAGUGCUUGUCGGGAUAUAGUUCAAGCAGGAUCACGCCUCGGACUGUACGGGUCGCGCAUUUACUUCGAUUUACGUGAUAAAGACAGUGGAUUAAGUGUUGCAGUGCUUACAGUAAAAGUGCACUUUACACAAGUGGCUCCAACUAUCAGUCAUCGUCACAUACAGUAGACUUGUUUCUACAACCGGCAGACGGCUCGCGAUACGAUGAGCAGCUUUGUGGUGAACAAUGUGGCCGGUGAAUCCGGUCGUAAGCUGCCACAGUAUAUCGCCGGUUUGGCGGCCUCCGGAGGAGCUCUGGCGGCUGGUACAUUCCUGGGAUGGACUUCGCCAGCGGAAAUUCCCCUGGUUACGAAGCAGGAGUAUGGGUUCCCCAUCACCAGCGAGGAGUUUUCCUGGAUCGGAUCUAUGGCUAAUUUGGGGGCGGCACUGAUGUGCUUCCCCAUUGGUGUCAUGAUGAAGCUGAUGGGACGCAAGUGGGCCAUGCUGUCGAUGGUGUUGCCACUGCUGCUCGGUUGGUUGCUGAUUAUCUUUGCCGAUAAUGUCGCCAUGCUGAUGGCGGGUCGUUUCUUCCUCGGUGUCGGCGGUGGUGCUUUCUGUGUGGCUGCCCCAACGUACACGGCCGAAAUUGCCCAGUCAUCGAUUCGAGGAACGCUCGGAACAUUCUUCCAACUGCUGGUGACAAUUGGUAUUCUGUUCGUGUAUGCCGUCGGUGCCGGCGUUAGUGUGCAAGUGCUCAGCAUCAUCUGCGGUGUCAUUCCGCUUGUUUUCGGGCUUAUUUUCUUUUUCAUGCCUGAGAGUCCGUACUACUUUGUGGAAAAAGCUCGUUACGAUGAUGCAUCAAAAUCGUUGAAGUGGCUUCGCGGCAGCCGUUACGACGAGCGCGCGGAAAUCGAAGAACUCAAAGCCGAGGAGGCCAAAAUGCAAGCGGAAAAAAUUACCUUCACCCAAGGCUUUCGUCAGAAGACCACCAUUCGAGCGUUAAUCAUUGCUCUUGGGCUGAUGUUCUUCCAGCAGAUGUCCGGUAUCAAUGCUGUCAUUUUCUACACCAACUCUAUCUUCGAUGAUGCUAACACCGGUUUGGAGGCUACCCAUGCGACGAUCAUCGUUGGUUCCAUUCAGGUCGCGGCUACUUUACUGGCAACUUUCAUCGUGGACAAAACUGGCCGUCGAAUUCUACUGCUAAUCUCGGAUUUCUGUAUGGCGAUCUCCACUAUUCUGCUUGCCGUCUACUUCCAGCUGAAGGAAGAUGAUCCUAGCCAGGUGACGGAGCUCGGUUGGCUGCCGGUGCUGGCGGUUUGUCUCUUUAUUGCCAUGUUUUCAAUCGGAUACGGUCCAAUCCCGUGGCUGAUGGUUGGUGAACUGUUUGCCAAUAACGUCAAAGCGUAUGCCAGCCCACUGGCCGGAGUAUUCAACUGGCUGCUUGCUUUCCUGGUUACAAAGAUUUUCGAUACGCUGCGUACGAGCCUUGGCAUUGCGGGAGUCUUCUGGCUGUUUACCGGGUUCUCUCUGCUGGGAACGGUGUUUGUCUUCUUCCUGGUUCCGGAAACAAAAGGCAUCUCUCUAGCGGAAAUUCAACGACUGCUGGGUGGCGAGAAAGUCAAUACUACGGAAGAUGCCCCAGAAGAGGAGAAGCGGGAAGCGCAAUGAUUUUGCUGUCCCAGACUGAUGACCAGGUAGGAUUUGUAAAUAUUUUGUCAGCAGGAUACAAAAGAUUGAAAUUCCACUAGCAAUGUUUGAACGAAGGAUUUCAGCGAGAUCUUCUGCUCAUCUUACCACUAACAGAACAGCAAAGUUUUAACUGUGCUGAACAAAGCAACUAUUAUAGCUAUUUAGCAAUCUACAAAACGCAUCACGGUUUACGAUGAAAUGAGACAGUACUGAAACGUAUUUAAACGCAUCACAUCUCUAUCGUGUUAUGUAAUAUUAUAUUAUCUAUUACUUAUUUAAGAUACAAGCUCACUUUUCGUUCUUGAUUUGUGAAUGCCGGCAUAUCCUUACAAAGUUUAGAAAGUGGUUGAAAAAAAAGAACAAAAUUUUUCAAAUUA